AUGUGAGCGUUUGAGGCAGGCUGGAGAGCAGCUCCGCACAGGCGGCAUCCUGAGCCAGCCCACGGGCUGACAUGACCUCUCCCGCUGCCCUGGUCUGGGCCCUGGGACUCACGCUCCUCCACUCUGGCCAGGGUACCGAAGAGGAGUCAGAGCUGUCGGGAGACUCAGUUCCAGAAGAAGAAGAAACACCCAGCCAAGGCACCACAUUGGCUGCCUUCACUACGGUAGCCACAGAUGCGUUCACUGAACAGAGCAACUCCACAGACCUGGUUGCUGAUGACAACCAGUUAGAGUUUCUAUUGAUGGUGUUGGUUCCCUUGAUUUUGAUAGUCCUUCUCCUUCUAUCCGUGGUCUUCCUUGCAAUGUAUUUUAAAAGAAAGACAACAAAGCAAGAGCCGUCCAGCCAAGGAUCUCAAAGUGCUUUGCAGACAUAUGAACUGGGAAGCGAAACCCUGAAAGUGCCUAUUUUUGAGGAGGAUACACCCUCAGUCAUGGAAAUCGAGAUGGAAGAGCUUGAUAAAUGGAUGCCCACCAUGAAUAGAAGUGCUGACUAUGAAUGUUUACCUACUCUGAAGGAAGAAAAGGAAUCAAACCACAACCCCAGUGACACUGAAUCCUAACACCGUGUGUGUUGCUGAUGUUUUCCAAAAGAAGCAACCCUGCGGGAGCUGCGACGCUUGCCAACAGAGAAUGGAGAGGAUAUGAAUUUAAUUAAUUUCAAAUCAACAGAGACACAGAACCUUUCGCUGUUUCUUCCAACGCCCACGCCUGCCCCGAUGCCAUUACCUGUGUUUGGAAGAAUGAGCCAUUGAGAAGGACCAGGCGAGGCCUGGCAGCCCGCCUGGGCUCUGAAGGUGGAAAACGAAGCAAGGGAGCCGCUAGCUGCUGACCAGUCAGGAUUCCCACCUCAACCAACUCACAUCUGAACACGCUCACUCUGGCCACCCCAAGUCCCCAGUCCGCUUUCUGCUUUGUUCUCAGGGUUCACACCAGGAAGCUGUUUCCCCUGGGGUCUCCUGAGUUCAUUUAUUGCCUAGCCAACUUUGGGUAAUUUCCUCUCCUCAUACAAGUCCUCCGAUGGCUCAGUUCCUUCAGCAAGAACUUUCCUGAAGGCUGGGAACGUAUGGAAAUGUAUGGAAAAAAGGCGCCAAACAAAGCACACAUUGCCGUGUCUAUACCAUCCUAGUGGCUUCCUAAGUCCUAGCUUCUCCCAAGAAGACAAAAGCCAGAGAGUAGGCAGUCCCGAGACGAGGCGGAUGAUUUAGAGACUUGAACUUGGUCCCACCCCAGUCUCCCUUUGGGUUCUUCCUGAAGGAAGGAGGACUCUUUAAAGAAAGAUCCAGCCUUUUCCUUCUUGGCUACAUCCUCCCACUUGUCUGGUACCCUGGAGCUCAACACAUCCCUCGGGCCUGUGAUAUGUGGGUGGGGCAUUUGCCACCCUACCGCCUCUCAGAGACCCUGAAGGUCCUU
Molecule: messenger RNA, 1470 nt
Organism: Perognathus longimembris pacificus (Pacific pocket mouse)
Lineage: Eukaryota; Metazoa; Chordata; Mammalia; Rodentia; Heteromyidae
Gene: Tmem154
Product: transmembrane protein 154
Exons: 7
Coding region: 72-620 (182 amino acids)
Source: RefSeq, a predicted model, not a curated record